AAAAGGAUUAAGGGCAUAAUUAUCUGGAACGAGUGGCGGCUGUCUUUGUCAGGAAAAAGACAAGAGAAAGAACACACAUUCUUAGUUAUAUGACGACACUAUUAAUUAUCCUCUCGCUUUCGUAACAGUCCCGCCCUUUUCUCUUUUUGUAUAAAGAAGAGGAGCAAACGGAAAGUCAGUCAACAGAGCAUUUAUAAGGAUUUCUUUUUUUUUUCUCCCUCGCUCUACGUUAGGAUCAUCAGAAAUGAGCGGAAGAUGGCUGUGUUGGACGAUGGUGUUGUGCUCUGCCGUGGACGGCGGCGGAGCUUCCUCAGACGGCGGCGGAAAGGAAAGAGAGCUGUUUCAGAUUCCGACAUGGGCAGUUGCUGUCGUCUGUACCAUUUUCAUCUUCAUCUCACUUCUUCUCGAAAAGGGUCUAGACAGAGUCACCUCGUGGUUGUGGGAAAAGCACAAGAGCUCUCUGCUUGAAGCCCUGGACAAGAUUAAAGCCGAGCUGAUGAUUCUGGGAUUCAUUUCCUUGUUGCUCACGUUCGGAGAGGCCUACAUUCUGAAGAUCUGCAUUCCUGAAAAGGCUGCGGUCACUAUGUUACCUUGUCCGGCUCCUGACAUGACCCAUCGCAGACAUCUUGCUGCCGACAACACCUCUUAUCAGUGCAAGAAGGGUCAUGAACCACUCAUGUCUGUCAAGGGUCUGCAUCAGCUCCACAUUUUGUUGUUUUUCUUGGCGGUCUUCCAUGUCCUUUACAGUUUCAUCACCAUGAUGCUCGGCAGGCUAAAGAUCCGUGGCUGGAAGAAAUGGGAGAAGGAGACAUUAUCUCAUGAUUACCAAUUUUCUGUCGGUAUUUUCAUCAGACCCUCUUGCCUCAUCCGUUGGUCGACCUGGUCUGGCAUUAUAUUGUCACUUGCUCAUAGUUCAUCUUUACGUGCAGAUCCAUCGAGAUUCAGGCUCACUCACGAGACGUCCUUUGUGAGAGCACAUACCAGUUUCUGGACAAGAGUUCCCUUCUUGUUUUAUCUCGGAUGCUUCUUACGUCAGUUCUUCAGGUCGGUCGGGAGAACCGACUACUUGACUCUACGGCAUGGAUUCAUCGCUACACAUUUAACCCCGGGAAGACAGUUUGAUUUCCAAAAAUAUAUCAAGAGAUCACUGGAGGAUGAUUUCAAGAUAGCGGUCGGAAUAAGUCCAGUUCUGUGGGCAUCGUUUGUGAUUUUCUUGCUGCUGAACGUUAAUGGAUGGAAGACUUUGUUCUGGGCGUCAAUACUUCCAGUGAUCAUAGUUUUGGCGGUUGGGACGAAGCUUCAGGCAAUCCUGACGAAAAUGGCUCUGGAAAUCACGGAGAGACAUGCAGUGGUCGAGGGAAUACCGCUUGUGCAAGGCUCAGACAAAUAUUUUUGGUUCGAAAGUCCUCAGUUGCUUCUUCAUCUCAUCCACUUCGCCUUGUUUCAGAACGCUUUCCAGAUAACGUACUUCUUCUGGAUAUGGUAUUCGUUUGGAUUGAGAUCGUGCUUCCAUAAUGAUUUAAACCUGGCCAUUAUCAAACUCUCCCUUGGCCUAGGCGCCUUGUUUCUUUGCAGCUAUAUCACGCUCCCGCUGUAUGCCCUCGUCACUCAGAUGGGAUCUCACAUGAAGAGAGCCGUGUUUGAUGAGCAAAUGGCAAAGGCAUUGAAGAAGUGGCAAAUGGCUGCCAAGAAAGGGAAAGGCGGAAAGAGGAAGCUCCCGGCCAAGACCGCCUCCGGGGCAACUCUGCACCGAUCCAAGACCAUGGACUGUUACCCGUCCGAUCUCGACACUCAGCCUUUACCAUCACCGGCGUGAGUAGAGAGACGGGAGAGUUGAUGCAACCACUCACCUGUAUCACUUUCUUCUUCAGUAGUGUAAACCUACUAUGAUUUUUUCAGUAAAUAAUGUCUACAAAAGGGCUGUAUAAAAAGUGAAAAUUCAGCCCACAGAGCGUGAAUAUGGUAACAAUCAGCUGUUGCAGGAAUCUAUUUUUCACACGUUUAA
Tarenaya hassleriana is the source of this 2005-nucleotide messenger RNA. Its product is annotated as MLO-like protein 10. The coding region runs from base 245 to 1816 and encodes 523 amino acids. The transcript is spliced from 14 exons. Gene Ontology annotation, biological process: defense response. Lineage: Eukaryota; Viridiplantae; Streptophyta; Magnoliopsida; Brassicales; Cleomaceae. Gene Ontology annotation, cellular component: membrane. The record is from RefSeq and is a predicted model, not a curated record.